Merops nubicus (carmine bee-eater) is the source of this 663-nucleotide messenger RNA. RefSeq names its product synaptotagmin-A-like. The annotation marks the transcript as partial. Gene Ontology annotation, cellular component: axon; synaptic vesicle membrane; dense core granule. Gene Ontology annotation, biological process: regulation of dopamine secretion; synaptic vesicle endocytosis; cellular response to calcium ion. The transcript has 4 exons. Gene Ontology annotation, molecular function: syntaxin binding; calcium ion binding; phosphatidylserine binding. The record is from RefSeq and is a predicted model, not a curated record. NCBI's taxonomy places the organism in Eukaryota, Metazoa, Chordata, Aves, Coraciiformes, Meropidae.
CCCCUGCAGGUGCCCCAGGCAGAGGUGCCCGAAUCCACGUUGGUGAUGCAGGUCUAUGACUUCAACCGCUUUGCCAAGCACGACAUCAUCGGGGAGGUGAGGCUGCCCCUGGCCAGCCUCAGCCUGCAGCACGUCAUCGAGCAGUGGAGCGACCUGGUGGUGGCCAGCAAAGUGGAGGAGGAGCAGCUGGGUGAGAUCUGCUUCUCCCUGCGCUACGUCCCCAGCACGGGCAAGCUGAUGGUCCUCAUCCUGGAAGCCAAGAAGCUGAAGAGGAUGGAUUCUCAUGGCCUUUCAGACCCUUUCGUCAAGGUGCAUCUCAUCCUGAACAGGAAGAAAUGGAAGAAGAAGACCACGAGUGUGAAGAAAAACACCUUAAGCCCUUACUUCAACGAGGCCUUUGUCUUCGAGGUGCCCUUCAGCCAGAUCCAGAACGUGGACCUGGUCAUCUCCAUCUGGGAUCAUGACAAAGUGACCAAAAACGAGCCCAUUGGCAAACUCUUCUUGGGCUGCAGAGCCACGGGCAACCAACUGAGGCACUGGUCUGACAUGUUGGCCAACCCACGCAGGCCCCUCACCCAGUGGCACGUCCUCCAGCCCCCAGAGGUGGUCGACAAAGCCCUGGGGUUGAAGUCCCACCUCAAGCUGCCCCUGACCUCCAGAUAG